AUUGUUCAAUGGGAAAAGUUAUCCCUUAAAUAUCAAAGAGCUGAAUAUUACGGAAUCUUAGUAUAGCGGAACUUCUCGCACUUUCCCAGAAAUUUAUUUCUUUACGCGUAGAAAUAUUUUUGCAUUCUUUUCUUUACAAUGUGAUUCAUCAGAUAGACCAUUGAAUAUGAAUGGUUCUGUGUUUGUCGACUUUAAUGGGCUAGUGGAGGAGUUUCCAGGAUUGGGAGUUGAUAGAUUUAAUACCAAUGCUAAUGUUUACCUUCUCACUCAUUGUCAUACUGAUCAUUUAGUUGGUUUAUCGGCCGCGUCUUUUAGAUCAAAGGUAUAUUGCAGUCAUACAACGAAAAGUAUAUUAGGGUUAAAUCCAGAUUAUUCACAUAUUCUCCCAUACUUGAUUCCCAUCAACUACAAUAGUCCUUUUGAAUUGCAUACGGAUCCUUUCAAAAUCAUGGUAACUCCAAUACCCGCCUAUCAUUGUCCAGGUGCAUGCAUGUUCUUAGUUGAAAGUGAUAUAAAAUCUGUUCUUAUUACAGGAGAUGUUAGAAUUGAGGAUUGGUGGUUAAAUAAUAUUUCUACAAAUGCGUCGCUUAGUCCUUAUGUCCAUGGAACUAAGAGGUUAAGCAACAUAUACCUUGAUACCACUUUUGGUUAUCGAGGUGAACCUUACAUUGAAAUUAACAGUAACACAGAAGGAAUUGGCAUAAUUAUCGAUAUACUAAAGUCAUAUCCUAUGGAUGAUCCACAAAUUUGCUUCAACUUCUUAGAUCAAGUUUUGGGGUUUGAAGAGGCAUGGGCUCUGAUAGUUCAUGCUUUUGAAGGUAGAUUGGUCGUAACCGAUUUGAUGAAAAGGCGUAUACUGGUUAUUGGAAUGGAUAGUAUAGUUUCAUAUGCAGAAUUAUUAAUUAACCUAAGUGAUCAUAAGAAGUCGAAGGGUCCUAUAUUCAAAGUGGCUCAAGGAGAUGAGACUAAGUUCCAAGUCAAUAUUAAACAAUGUAUAAAUUUCAAUAUUGUUGACUUUACUGGCAUAUUUUUGCCAGUAUCAAUCCAAUCUUUAAGAGAAGAUGAAUUUGAGUUAGUUUUCACUACCAAUAAAGGUAAUCAGAUUUACAAGUACAAUUCAAGAGCUUGGAUAUUACCCAAAGGUGGUACUGAAUUACUUCCAAGUGAACUAAAGUUACUAUUUUCUCGACAUGCUUCUUUUCUGGAGUGUAGAAGGCUAGUCUGCAUGUUCAAGCCAUGUCAGGUAUACCCAUGUGUCUCAUCACCCCAAAUGUGGAAAUCAGGUUUCUCAAUGUAUCGGCUUUUUGGGGAUUUAUGUACAAAUGAUAGAGCAGAUUAUUCAUAUGAUAUAAGUAUGUUUAAACAGUUUGGAUAUCCAGAGCGUUCAAUAUUAGAACGUCGCAUCACAGUGAUAAAUAGAUGGAAAUUUGAAGACUGCCUCGACGAGUACAAUAUGGUAACCAAUUACAUGGCUACCAAUUACAACAGUUCCAAUCAUUCCAUUUUGAAAGGACAGCUUCACAAUUAUGAACAGUUUCAACUAAAAAAUAACUUGGAAGUUCAAGUUGCAAGAGCUAAAGAUUUCAAGCUUCAAACCAUCAUUGCUGGUCGUUCAGAGGCAAGGUAUAAAGCAAUAAUACAAAAAAAUCAAGAAUUAUAUAGAGCAAGACCAAAAAUAAAAUCAAGAAUUACUCAUGAUUACCAUACUGAUUCUGAAGAAGAUGAUAUAUCUGACAAUGAAUCUAUACAAGAGUCAUUCAGUGAGAAUGGCAUAGUUUCAAAAGGACCCAUAGAUUCAGAUGUGGAUGUAAGUCCCCUGAAGAUAGAUCAGAUAUCUUUAUUAUUGACACAAGACCCUUUUAAUUGGUUUGAUGUAACUCUACAAUCUUUAGAAUCAAAUUUACGACCAUAACUCUUUUUAUACGUUAUAUUAAUCUAUAUACCCAGUUAAGCUAAUAUGAAGAGUUUUAAUAAUAUACAAAUG
Molecule: messenger RNA, 1984 nt
Organism: Scheffersomyces coipomensis
Lineage: Eukaryota; Fungi; Ascomycota; Pichiomycetes; Serinales; Debaryomycetaceae
Gene: PSO2
Product: Pso2p
Exons: 1
Coding region: 167-1912 (581 amino acids)
Biological process (GO): interstrand cross-link repair; double-strand break repair via nonhomologous end joining
Molecular function (GO): 5'-3' DNA exonuclease activity; damaged DNA binding
Source: RefSeq, a predicted model, not a curated record